This is a messenger RNA of Rhododendron vialii, 2506 nucleotides long. Its product is annotated as MND1-interacting protein 1-like. The record is from RefSeq and is a predicted model, not a curated record. The transcript is spliced from 3 exons. Bases 69 to 2297 code for a protein of 742 amino acids. Lineage: Eukaryota; Viridiplantae; Streptophyta; Magnoliopsida; Ericales; Ericaceae.
UGGCCCAAUCACGCUCCGAACCCCACGUAAGCAAUGAAGCAAUAUAUACGAGGAGGCAAACGAAAUGCAUGAUCCUCACCUCUCUCUCUCUCUCUCUCUCUCUCACUCCGAUUCUCUCAGCUACUGCGACCAUACCAAUACGCUCGGAUCUUCACUCAAUCUGGUUUCUUUCGAAAUUCCCAAUGGGUUGUACGGCGAGAGAAAAACACAUCCGAACCAAUCGGAGGGUUCGAUCGGUUAAACCCGACAUCGAUCAAGCUGUAAUCGAAUCGGGUAUCAAACCAUUGAAUUACCAAAUGGGUGUGAACGAAGCAUCCCAGACUCCAAUUCCCAAUCCAAACGCAAACCCUAAUGGUACUUUUGAUGAUAGUGGUUGGAGUUACUGUACUGAGGAGCAAUUGGAGGAAAUCUUGUUAAAGAACUUGGAGUUUUUGUAUAAUGAGGCUAUUUCGAAACUCGUUGGGUUGGGGUACGAUGAGGAUGUUGCUUUGAAGGCUCUAUUGAGGAACGGGCAUUGUUACGGAGGCAUGGAUGUGUUGACUAAUAUACUGCAUAAUUCGUUGGCGUAUUUGAAUAGCGGGUGUGGUGGUAAUAGUGGGAAUUCUGAGGAAUCUGAGCCUAAUUUCGUCGAUUUGAGGCAGUUGGAGGAGUACUCACUUGCAGCCAUGGUGUGUUUGUUGCAACAAGUUAAGCCCCAUUUGACUAAGGGGGACGCCAUGUGGUGUCUCCUGAUGAGUGAUCUUCAUGUUGGUCGAGCGAGUGUGAUGGAAAUCCCUGUUCUACCCUCGGCUAGUAAUAACGGUUCUAGCAAUCCUGUUUCUAGUAAUGUGGAGGGUGUUGGGCCUAAUCCGGUUGGGGUUGCCCCUGCAUUAUGCAGGUUUCAUGGAGGUUGGGGUUUUGGUAAUGGAGGCACUUCUGAGUUUCCUUUAAAUGGGUUUCUGUCGCAUGGAUCGGAAAUGACUUUGCAAAGAGACAUUGAGUGUCCAAAGAGGUUUAACCUUACUCCUUCAAUGAAGUCUUUGUUGAAGAGGAAUGUUGCAAUGUUUGCCGCAGGCUUUAGAGCAAACUCAAAGCAAUCGCAGGCACAAUCUCAGGCUUUAGACUCAUCAGAUGCGGCUGUAUCGGGGGAUGAAAGUCCUUCUGAGCAGAAUGAGGAGCUCCUGAAUUCAAAGAACCAAGAUGCGGUUAAUUCCGUGCUGAGUAAGUUCCGCGAAUUGAAUCUUGACGAGAAUAUGGAGUAUGUGCCUGAAGAUCAAAAAGAUGAGAUGAUUUUAAGCUUGAUUCAUCAGAUUAAGGAUCUAGAGAGGCAGGUGAAAGAGCGGAAGGAUUGGGCCCACGAGAAAGCAAUGCAAGCGGCAAGGAAGCUAAGCAAUGACCUCACAGAGCUGAAGAUGUUAAGGAUGGAAAGGGAGGAGACACAAUGUCUGAAGAAGGGGAAGCAAACGCUUGAGGAUUCAACAAUGAAGCGGCUUUCAGAGAUGGAAAAUGCUCUAAGGAAAGCAAGUGGUCAAGUAGAUCGUGCAAAUGCUGCUGUGAGGCGGCUUGAGACAGAGAAUGCAGAGAUUAGAGCAGAAAUGGAGGCUUCCAAGUUGAGCGCGUCAGAGUCGGCUAUAACUUGCAUGGAGGUAGAAAAGCGGGAGAAGAAGUGCCAAAAGAGGCUUAUGGCUUGGGAGAAGCAGAAAACCAAGUUACAGGAGGAAAUCUCUGCAGAAAAACAGAAUAUAUCGGAGUUGCAGCAACAGUUGGUUCAGAUUCAGGCGGCACAAAAGGAGGCUGAGGUAAAAUGGAGGCAAGAGCAGAAGGCUAAAGAGCUGGCCUUAGCCCAAGUAGAUGAGGAACAGCGCCUGAAGGAAGCAACUGAAGCUAGCAAUAAGAGAAAGCAUGAGGCCUUGCGUCUAAAGAUUGAGAUAGACUUCCAGCGUCACAAGGACGAUCUUCAAAGACUUGAACAGGAACUUUCACAGCUCAAAGCAUCACAAUCCACUGAUCUAAAUCACCAAACCAACAGUGUUUCACCUGAAAACCUUGAGGGGACAAAGCCCCAAGGAGAAACUAUUGCGAGGAUGCUUCACGAAUUAGAUAAAUUGGAGGAUUCUUCGGAUAAAGAGGUGGGUUAUGAUAGAGAAUGUUUGAUAUGUAUGAAAGAUGAAGUAUCUGUUGUUUUUCUGCCGUGUGCCCAUCAAGUUUUGUGCGCCAAUUGCAACAAUGAUUAUGGGAAGAAGGGAAAAGCUACUUGUCCGUGCUGCCGGGUACCAAUUGAGCAAAGGAUCCGCGUGUUUGGUGCAAGCUCUAAUUAAUAGUCUCUCUGGAUUGAAAAUGGUAUGCUGAGUAAAACUCUUUCAUGGAGACUCAAAUAUUUACUUUUUUUUAAGGAAAAUUAUGAUGUGGUGGCAUCAGCUUAAUACAAUGUAUGUAAAUAAGAAGCAAAGCCUGAGGCUUGUGCAUUUGUCUACUGAAAUUAUUGUUUACUCUUCUAUCAUAUUUUCUCUUUGCAAAGAGGCAGAAA